ACAACUCCCUAACUCUACCUCUUUAGUCUUUUGUUUCGUUUGUACAGCAUAAAUUAUACAAGCGCCUAUAAAGCCAGCAAGUACAAUAUCAAGGCAAAAGUAUCACCACUUAAAGCUGUAAUUCUUGAGGCUGUGUCUGUAUAAUUCGUGAUAUGUCAGAAUGCUCUGAGAGUACUGUGACUCUGGAAGAGUUGCCUAAAAGGAAGUUGGAGAUAUCAUUCGGUGGUUGUGGGUUCCUGGGCGUGUAUCAUGCAGGAGUGGGCAAGUGUGUCUGUGACUAUGCACCGCAUCUCUUCACCGAGUUCACUUGUUUCUAUGGAGCCUCUGCCGGAGCUAUAACUGCCGUGUUUGCAGCUUGCCGCAGCGACCCCAUGGAAGCGUACAAGUGGGUCAAGAAAAUAUUUGAAGCUUCGAGAAAGUACAAGCUUGGAAUGUUUCAUCCGUCGUUUGAUUUGUACAAGCGAUUGCGAUCUUUUCUCGAGGAUUUUCUACCAAAGAAUGCCCAUCGACUGUGUCGCAAUAAAGUCAAGAUCAGUCUAACCACUCUGAGUGAUCGGGGACUGCCUAUCAACUGGUUGGUGUCCGAUUUCAACACUCGUAAAGAACUUAUCAAUGCUGUCAUUGCUAGCAGCUUCAUACCUGGCUAUGCUGGCUUCAAGAAUCUGCCCAAGUUCAGAGGAAAGCGGUGUUGUGAUGGUGGGUGCUCCAGUAACAUUCCCCACCUCAUGGAUCCUGAUGUCAUUACAGUGUCCCCAUUUAGCGGGUCAGGUGAUAUCAGUCCUCAGGAGUCUUGCUACGCGACAAAGAUUACUAUCUGUGACCAACCGAUUGAGCUGACAGGGAGCAAUAUUUACCGACUGGCCAAGAGCCUCUGUCCCACCUCCUGGGAGGAGCUAGAGCUCAUGUUCCAUCGAGGCUACGAAGACUCAAAGAAGUACUUCUUACGAGAAGGAUUCUUUGCUCCCCCCGUCCCCAGCCCUCCAUCCACCCCCUCACUUGUUGCAGAGUCCUCCAGCGAAUAUUUCAGCGUAUGCAGUCACUCUCGUUCUCAGUCAAUGGCCGUGUCUGUGAGUGCCGACUUUAUGAGCUGUACUGACGAGGAAGAGGAGGAUAAGCAAGUCCUCGAGGUGGUUCCAAAGAGGCGGCCAUCUUGUAUCACAUUUGACGUGCCCAGACCGUCUGUGGUGAAUGUGAUAAUGCGUUCUCCAGUCACUGUUGCUGAACUCCUAAUAAGGAGUUUGUCGCGGAUUCUUCGCUCCAUCUCCUCUACCAAAUUGUCUGCUGCCCUACACAAGAGCCUCAGACCCCCCACAAAGAACCAGACCACAUGGGAGAAUCAACUGUGUGAGGGUCACUCUGGCUUACUGGGGGGCGUGCUGACUGCCAUGACAACCUCUGUGCUCACAUUCUGAAUAAACUAUUAUUAUUUAAUCUCUGUUGAAGAAAGGAGAGGAGUCUGUCCAUAUAAUUAUAUAUAACACAACAUUUAAUAUUCCAUGUAGUUUAUAGAUCACAUCACGCUAUUUAUACACAACUUUGUAUUACAAAAUUCAAAUUGUUGAAAUGUCA
Halichondria panicea is the source of this 1569-nucleotide messenger RNA. Its product is annotated as patatin-like phospholipase domain-containing protein 4. The record is from RefSeq and is a predicted model, not a curated record. Gene Ontology annotation, biological process: triglyceride catabolic process; lipid homeostasis. Bases 153 to 1412 code for a protein of 419 amino acids. The transcript has 7 exons. Gene Ontology annotation, cellular component: cytoplasm; membrane; lipid droplet. NCBI's taxonomy places the organism in Eukaryota, Metazoa, Porifera, Demospongiae, Suberitida, Halichondriidae. Gene Ontology annotation, molecular function: triacylglycerol lipase activity.